AUGAUGCAUCCAUCGCGGAGAGCCUAUGUCGAGGAUUCCACCGACGAAGGUAACAGCAUGGCGGAUAUUGCCAUGCAAGAUGAUGUUGAGGAACUAGCUGAUGAUGUGAAUGCCAAAGCACGAGUGCGAGAGAUCUAUGAACUAUCGCUCGAGCGCAAGAAAAGGGCUGAAGCAAUGAUCGUGCCGACGGACGAUGCUCGGGUGCGCAUGCGAUUGCGAGAGCUCGGAGAACCCAUAAUGCUUUUCGGUGAACCCAACAUCCAACGUCGAGACCGAUUGCGCGAGGUUUUAAUGGUUUUGUCGGAAAGAGAUGUACCAAUGGAAGACGCAGCCACACCACAGGAAGAAGUUGCAGGGGAAGGAGACCCCAAGAAUGAGGAGUUCUUUACACAAGGCCCAGACGAGCUCCUGGCUGCCCGAAAGACUAUUGCCAUUUUUUCUCUUCACCAAGCCCGAAACAGAAUCAAUCGCCUUAAGGAAGAGGCAAAGAUCCCACUUAAGGAACAUCAGCGUCAACGCCAGGCCAUCUACCCCAAGCUUAAUGAGGUCAAAUUGUACGGAUCUCUAAAUUCGGACAACCGCCCAAUCAGUAUCUGUCGCUUUUCGCCUGAUGGACAAAUUUUGGCGACAGGAAGUUGGAGUGGUAACAUCAAGUUAUACAGCGUGCCAAAUCUGGAGGAGAAGUUGGUUUUGGCGGGAGGACACAAAGACCGAGUUGGAGGAAUCGCAUGGCACCCAGGAGCUAGUUCUUCGUCAACCGUCAACUUGAUUUCCGGAGGAGGCGAAGGAGAUGUAAAUCUUUGGUCGCUCGACUCAAAGAAGCCUCUGGCAACACUCCGCGGUCACACAGGGCGUGUUUGCCGCACCGAAUUUCAUCCUAUGGGUCGUUACGCGGCCUCGGCCUCUUACGAUUACACCUGGAGGUUGUGGGACAUUGAGACACAACAGGAACUCCUCUACCAGGAAGGCCACUCACUCGAAGUUUAUGCUGUAUCGUUCAAUAAAGAUGGUUCGCUCGUAGCCAGUGGUGGCUUAGAUAGUCAUGGAUAUAUCUGGGAUCUCCGCACUGGACGACGGGUGAUGGCCCUCCACGGCCAUAUGGGCGAAAUCUACAGCAUUGACUGGCAUCCCGAUGCGACUCGCCUGCUUACCGCCUCUGCCGAUGGCUGGGUCAAAUGCUGGGAUCUACGCCAAUCAAAAUGUACCGCUCAAGUUGGUGCACACAGCAGUGUUGUGACGGAUGUACGCUGGUAUAAGGGCAACGGAUCGGCGACCUUCGCACGACCUAAAGCGCCACCUAAAGACGAAUCAGCUGAUAGAAAAGAUACCGGACGUAUGUGGCAAGGACUACAGCCAAAAAAUGCCGGAACUUUCUUCUUGUCUGCUGGAUUCGACAAAACAGUGAAGAUCUGGGGUUGUGAUGACUGGGAACCUGUGAAAAAGCUGGAAGGUCACUCCGGCAACGUCUUGAGUACUGAUAUCAGUGAGGAUGCGAAGUGGAUUGCCAGCAGCGGUCACGAUCGCACAGUGAAGAUCUGGGGAUACGAGUGA
This is a messenger RNA of Penicillium taxi, 1551 nucleotides long. RefSeq names its product putative pre-mRNA splicing factor. Gene Ontology annotation, biological process: mRNA splicing, via spliceosome. The record is from RefSeq and is a predicted model, not a curated record. NCBI's taxonomy places the organism in Eukaryota, Fungi, Ascomycota, Eurotiomycetes, Eurotiales, Aspergillaceae. The transcript has 3 exons. The coding region runs from base 1 to 1551 and encodes 516 amino acids. Gene Ontology annotation, molecular function: U6 snRNA binding; U4 snRNA binding; protein binding. Gene Ontology annotation, cellular component: U4/U6 x U5 tri-snRNP complex.